Messenger RNA from Manduca sexta (tobacco hornworm), 3080 nucleotides. Its product is annotated as protein VAC14 homolog. The transcript has 13 exons. The record is from RefSeq and is a predicted model, not a curated record. The coding region runs from base 135 to 2255 and encodes 706 amino acids. NCBI's taxonomy places the organism in Eukaryota, Metazoa, Arthropoda, Insecta, Lepidoptera, Sphingidae. Gene Ontology annotation, biological process: phosphatidylinositol biosynthetic process; positive regulation of kinase activity. Gene Ontology annotation, cellular component: PAS complex; endosome membrane.
UAUGUUAAAAAUGGUGAUGGGACAACUGUCUACUGUCAAAUAUGAAUUAUCAAUGAAAAUAAAAAAUUGCAGCAAGUGUAGUUUGCUUAUGCCGUGUAUCAUCUUUGUUUUUUUAUUAAAUUAUUACAAUUAUAAUGUCCGAAAAGGACUAUGCUCCGCUCAGCAUAGCCUGCGUUCGCGGGCUGUGUGAUAAAUUGUAUGACAAGAGGAAAUUCGCUGGCGUUGAAAUUGAAAAGAUGGUGAAAGACUUCAGCGACGCUAAAAACACGAGUCAGAUAAAGCGCCUAAUCCGGGUGUUGGGACAGGACCUGAUGUCGUCGACUAACCCGAACGUGAAGAAUGGUGCCCUCAUGGGACUCUCCUCCGUAGCCGUCGGGUUGGGGAAGAGCUGCAUAGACUAUCUGCCGGAGCUGACACAUCCGAUUGUGGCGUGCUUCAGCGAGAGCGAAUCGCGCGUGCGCUACCAAGCGGCUGAGGCGCUAUUCAAUGUGCUCAAAAUAGCACGGGAAGCCUCGCUCAGCCAGUUCCCAGCCGUGUUCGACGCCCUGGCGAGGCUCUCUGCCGACCCUGAACCACAGGUCAAACAUGCUGCAGAGCUACUUGAUCGCUUGUUGAAGGACAUAGUGACCGAGAGCGCGUCGUUCGAGCUGUCGUCGUUCGUGCCGAUGCUGCGCGAGCGCAUGUACACGCGCAACGCGUUCGCACGACAGCUGGUUGUGUCGUGGGUGUCGGUACUGGAUGCGGUGCCCGAUAUACAUCUGCUGCCGCAUUUGCCAGACCUGCUUGACCCGCUGUUCAAAAUGCUCGACGAUCCCAACCCGGAGAUACGUAGAAUGUGUGACGUGCAACUUAAUGAGUUCUUGCGCAGUAUAAAGAAGGAUCCUUCAAAUGUGGACUUCCAGGGAAUGAUUAACAUCCUCAUCUUGCAUGCGCAGUCACCUGAAGAGUUGUUGCAGUUGACAGCGAUCACGUGGAUCAAGGAGUUCGUGGAGCUGGCGGGCGCGAGCAUGUUGCCGUACGCGUCCGGUAUCCUGUGCGCCGUGCUGCCCUGCCUCGCCUACUCCGACGAGCCGCGCAAGAGUAUUAGGGAAACAGCAGCUACUGUGAACUUCCAGCUGACAAAGCUGGUGGUAUCAGACACCUCGCCUCAGACUACACCACUCCCCUCUCAAGAGGGUGAGGCAGGCGGAGAGGCCGGAGAGGUGACGAAGCGCUUGAACCUGGACGCAGUGGUGGGCAUCCUCACGCAGAUGCUACAUCACAGUUCCGUGCACACGAAGGUCGCCGCGCUCGAUUGGAUCCUACAUCUCUAUAAUAAACUGCCUAGAGAGAUGUACGGCGAGACGGAGGCGGUGUUCGUGUGCGUGGUGGGGAGCCUGACGGACGGCGCGGACGAGGUGGUGCGGCGCGCGCUGGCCGUGCUGGCCGAGAUCUGCGAGUGCUCGCCCGCGCAGCCAGGCGACCUAGAAUCCAGUCCGUAUUAUUACAAGUUCCUGCAAGCGUUGCUCAGGCUUCUGGCCGCAGAUGAAAACUUACUUGAAGAUAGAGGUGCUUUUAUAAUUAGACAGCUGUGCGUGCUGUUAAACGCGGAGGACAUCUACCGAGCGGUGUCUCGCAUCUUGCAACAGGAGCGGAAUCUACGCUUCGUAGCGACCAUGGUGGACGUGCUUAAUACCAUCCUACUCACUUCCGCAGAGCUAUACGACCUGCGGUUGCAGCUGCGCAACUUUAAUAAACCAGCGACGCACUCGCUGUUCCUGUCGCUGUACGGGUGCUGGUGCCACAGCCCCGUGUCGCUGCUGGCGCUGUGCCUGCUCACGCACAACUACGAGCACUGCAACACGCUCAUAUCGCUCUUUGGCGAUCUUGAGAUCACAGUGGACUUUCUGACUGAAGUGGACAAAUUAGUACAACUCAUUGAAUCGCCUAUAUUUGCUUACCUGCGCCUCGAGCUGCUGUGGGGCGCGGACAGCGAGGCGCUGCGCGGCGCGCUGUUCGGCCUGCUCAUGCUGCUGCCGCAGAGCGACGCCUUCCGCACGCUGCGCGACCGCCUGCACUGCGUGCCCGCGCACCCCGCGCACCCCGCGCGCCCCGCGCACCCCGCGCGCCCCGCGCACCCCGCGCAGCCGCCGCCCGCGCCGCACGUGGACUUCGCGACGCUGCUGGAGGAGUUCCAGCGCGUGCAGGCGGCGCACCGCGCGUACAAGCUCGUGGACCGGAGUCGCGGCAAGCUGCUCGACAAGGGCUACGAGUAGCGCCGCCCAGACACUCCGCGGUGUUACAACUACCCGCAUGCACUUUGGCAAUCUCAUCUUUUGUUUGAAGGACCAUUUUAAACCGAUUCGAAAUGAACGGUGCUUUGCGAUUGCCGCCUUCCUACGUCUCAAAUGUGAAAAUAGUGCAUUACUAUUGAUUAUCAGUUACGCGUGGAAUAUUUGCAGAUCUAAAUAUUUAUCCGAAUUGAUAUUCACAAGAUCUCAAACUAUUUAUAGUGACUUAUUCGCAUGCGGGUAUAACUGUACAUGUAGCAGGUAGGGCAGCGUCUGAUACUGUCCGAGUCUACGGCCGAGGUGUAUAAAACUAACUGCGUUUGUUUAAAUAAAAAUAGAAAAAAAAAUUUAAACCAUGAUUUUAUAUGAAAAAUCAAUAUAUUGUAAUUUAAUGUUGCAUUGCUGACAUUGGUGACAUUAUAAGAGACCCACGUGUGGACACCACGGGUGCUUUGCACUGUAAUCACUUGAAAUUAUUUUUACUAAGUUAUUGUAAUUGCACACAAAAAGGAGGAUCUAAUUCUUAAUAUUUUUUUACUUAUGUAAUAGGGAAUGGACUCGAAUGAAGUCAGCUUUAUAGAUCUAAGCCAAACACCGAACAAUCAGAAGCAGCUCUAUUUUUUAUUUUUGACAAAAUACAAGGAUCAUAAUAUCGUUAUAGAGCUGCUUUUGAAUGUGAGUUUUAUUGAAAAAUAUUAUUAUAAUUUGUACAUACUUUAUGUAACAAUAUCGCAUUCCAAAUGAAAUUUGACUAAGAACAACCAAAUGUAUAUAUGUUUCUGAAUAUAUGCUAUUGCUGUUUAUAAUGUU